AUACAAUCCUCUGUAUGACUCAAUAAUACUUAGACUUUCGUUCUCUCCUUGCUCUUGUACCUGUAUUCGAGAAAGCGAACAUUACACUAGACUUAGAACCCAGCAUAGACCGUCGCCGUCAUGGCUUCCGACAACUCCGCAUCCACCCACACUCCCCGCUAUUUGACCGGUGACGCCCCUGGAAUCCGCGAAUUCUUGGACAAGUUCGACGUGUUCCUGUUCGACUGUGAUGGCGUCCUAUGGUCCGGAGACCACCUCUUCCCAGGCACAAACGAGACAUUAGAUCUGUUGAGAAGCAAGGGCAAACAAAUCGUCUUCGUCACGAACAACAGCACCAAAUCGCGUGCCGACUAUGUCAAGAAAUUGGAGGGAUUGGGCAUUCCAAGCUCAACAGAAGAAAUCUUCUCCUCCUCCUAUAGCGCCUCAAUCUACAUCUCACGUAUCCUGCACCUUCCGGCCGACAAGCGCAAAGUCUUCGUGAUUGGCGAAACCGGCAUCGAGCAGGAGCUGCGCGCCGAGGGCGUUUCCUAUCUGGGUGGGACGGACCCGGCCUACCGCCGCGAGAUCGCACCCGAGGACUACAAGCGCAUCGCCGCCGGCGACUCGACCCUGCUGGACCCGGAGGUCGGCGUCGUGCUGGUGGGGCUGGACUUCCACAUCAACUACCUCAAGCUGGCGCUGGCGUACCACUACAUCCGGCGCGGCGCGGUGUUUCUGGCCACGAAUAUCGACUCCACGCUGCCGAACGCGGGGACCUUGUUCCCGGGGGCCGGGUCGAUGAGCGCGCCCCUCAUCAUGAUGCUGGGCGGGCAGGAGCCGGUCUCGCUGGGGAAGCCGAAUCAGGCGAUGAUGGAUGCCAUUGAGGGCAAGUUUCACUUCGCGAGGGAGCGCGCGUGUAUGGUGGGUGACCGCGCCAAUACGGAUAUCAGGUUCGGGAUUGAGGGGAAGUUAGGAGGCACGUUGGGGGUGUUGACGGGGGUGUCCAGUAAGGAGGAUUUUGUCGCCGGGGAGGUCAGGCCCGCUGCUUAUUUGGAUAAGUUGGCGGAUUUGUUGGAGUGUGAGUGAGUUGGAUUUGUCUUGGUGUUUUUGUCUACUACUACCACUUGGGCUUUGUGGCACAUGGGUGGUGGGUAUUCUUCGGAAACUGAAGGGUAUCAUUAUUUGUCGUUAUCCUCUCUAUCCGGGAAUUGUCUAUCUAUAUGAUGUUUACAGGAUACCAUAGAAUCCAGGACAACCACUUAUCCUCUUCACAACCUCCCACAAUACCAGGCCUACUGGAAUGGAG
Messenger RNA from Aspergillus saccharolyticus JOP 1030-1, 1285 nucleotides. Its product is annotated as 4-nitrophenylphosphatase. The transcript has 5 exons. The record is from RefSeq and is a predicted model, not a curated record. The coding region runs from base 121 to 1065 and encodes 314 amino acids. Gene Ontology annotation, molecular function: phosphoglycolate phosphatase activity; alkaline phosphatase activity. NCBI's taxonomy places the organism in Eukaryota, Fungi, Ascomycota, Eurotiomycetes, Eurotiales, Aspergillaceae.